UAUUAAUUUAACGAUGAAACUUUUUUAUUUGUGUUCUUUUUUCAAACGGAUCUUUUAUUAGUGUAUUUGCGACAUUAUUUUAUUUAAAAUAAGAUCGUAUAUGAUGUAGUUUAAAUUACGUUCACACGCAUGUGACGGAUGAAAGAACAUAAGUUAAGUUCGCUAAAUAAGCACAUAUGCCGUAAAUUAUAUCGUGUUUGAUUUUGUUUCAACCAGAAAAGCUCCGUAAUUACUUUGGUAAAAGUUUUAUUCAACAAAAAUUAACUCCAUUCAACGUUAGUAUUGCUUCACCGAUUUUCUGAUCUAGCCGAUUUUCAGGCCAUUUUUUCCUCCACUCGCACUGUUCUUUUCUACGUCUAGUGGGAGCUACCCUUGGUAAUCCCUUGCGUAACAAAGACGAUAUUACAGCUGCUCUGCAGAAACAGCGGCGAAAUAUCCUUUUACGCAAGACUUUCACAAAUAUCUACGUAUGAAGCAUACUAUAAUCUGUUAAACAUGAGUGCACAAUGUAUUCGAUCAAUGUAUGCGAAUAAAUAAGUCAAUUUAGAGCAAUUUCGAGAUCACGCAAUUACGAUCACAGUCUCUGCUUGCGUUGAAUAUAAUCUAUUGCAUCCAUCAUAAGUUGGACGUUAUAGUUUUCCCACAUUAUUUAAAAGAAAGGGUAUUUCCUUGCUAUAAGAAAAUAGAUCUUCCUUCUUUGCGUUUACUUACAUACCGUUGCAACCCUAGUCGGAUAAUUUGCAAUGAAAGUUGAAUAUUCUUUGAAAACACAGACCAAUUUUCGAAACGGAUGAUGCCGAACAAAAGAAAACACGGUAUUACACGCGUAGAAGCGUGGAAAUAAAGUAUUUAUCUAUGAAGUAACCAUCACCACUUGAAUACUCUUGGAAAUGUGCAGUGGAAGUAGAAAUGGUAAUCGACUGGGCAGCGCACAUAAUUGAGCGAUUAUAGCAGAAUAAAAGAUGAACCGAAAAAUAGAGAUACUAUUUGUUAGUAUGUUGGAAGAAGGAAAGGGAACGUAUUCACGAUUGCGCGCAGUUAUUUGUCGAUCCUCAUUUUGCAAGGAUGAAAGAGUCGUCGGAUGAAGAUUUCGCUUACGCGAUGACCCCGUUGAAGAUCAUGUCGUGGCCUGUAGGAACCUGGCCUCUUCAAGUGUACGAUAUCUUCUCCGCUAUACGUGCCAUAAUCACGAUUUUACUUCUGCUACUCAUGCUCAUCAUCGUACAAAUGGAGUUGUAUUUAGACAGUAGCGACGCCAAGAAGAAUCUAGACGCUCUACUAUUAAUUACCUGCGGCAUUUUGGCGUUAUCAAAGAUCAUACGUUUUCGUAUUCAGCCUGAUGGCCUUGUUUCCAAUUUUAUCUCGGCGAUUAGAGAUUAUAACGAACUGAAAGACCAAGAGAAACGAGUGAUAAUGCGAAGACACGCUUAUAUGGGUAGACUGGUGUCUGCUAGUGUGAUAUUUUCUUCGUGCAUCGGUUCGACUCUUUACUUGACUAUCCCUAUACUGGCUGGAAAUGAAGAAAAAGAUAUAGUUAACGUAACGAAAGAAAGUAUAAUGGAUUAUCCUAUACCUUCCGAAUGUGUAAUGGGCGUUAUACAAUUGCCGGAUAAUUUGUUCUUUAUGGUUUUUAUCAUAGAGUACUUGAUGCUGUUAUUCACGAGCACUGGAAAUCUAGGAAGCGAUACGUUGUUCUUCGGUAUUAUUUUUCAUCUGUGCGGUCAGGUAGAAAUUCUGAGAUUAGAGUUCAAUAGACUAGGUAACAAGAACGAAAGAACAAUGGAACGUUUCAUCGUGUUAAUCAAGAGGCACAUUUACUUAUUGAACCUAACCCACAUGCUGAACGAGACAAUUAGCUCUAUCUUGGUUAUGCAACUACUCUCGAGCUGUGUGCUUAUUUGUACAACCGGAUUUCAACUUAUUCUCGAUCUGAGCAUCGGAAACAUAGUCAUGAUGAUAAAAGGAUUUAUAGUUCUCAACGCUAUGUUGGUGCAACUAUUUGCAUACAGUUAUGUGGGCGAUUAUUUAACACGCCAAAUGAAAGGUAUCAGCGACUCGGUGUAUUUUUGCAACUGGUACGAUAUAUCGAAAAGUAUGGCGAAAGAUAUUAUUUACGUUAUUAUGAGAGCUCAAUAUCCAGUGUUCUUGAAGGCUGGCAAUUUCUUUAUCGUCAAUAUGGAAACGUAUAUGAGUAUUCUGAAAACUUCUAUGUCAUAUCUUUCAGUCCUUCGAGUAAUGUCGUUUUCGAGGAUGAAGGAGUCGUCGAGGAAAGACUUCGCUUACGCGAUGACACCGAUGAAGAUCGUAUCGUGGCCUGUUGGUACCUGGCCUCUUCAAAAUUACGGUUUUUUUUCCGCUAUGCGUGGCAUCAUUGUGAUCUCUCUUGUGUUGCUAAUGCUAGCGAUCUUGCAAAUGGAAAUGUACUUAGACAGCGGCGACGCCGGUAAAAACGUGGACGCUUUGAUAUUAAUAACAAGCGGCGUUGUGGCUUUGUCAAAAAUUAUAUGGUUUCGUAUUCGACCUGCUGGCCUUAUUUCCAAUUUUACCUCCGCGGUUAAGGAUUAUGAAGAAUUGGAGGGUCAGGACAAACGAUUGAUAGUACGAAGACAUGCUUAUAUAGGCAGAGUAGCAUCUGCCACUGUGAUAUUUUCUUCGUACAUCGGCUCCACUCUUUACAUGACUAUUCCUAUGCUGGCUGGAAAUGAAGAAAAACAUAUAGUUAACGUAACAGAAGAAAGUACAACGGACUACCCUAUACCUUCCGAAUAUGUAAUGGCCGUUAUACAAUUGCCGGAUAAUUUGUACUUUAUGGUUUUUAUCAUAGAGUACUUGAUGCUGUUAUUCACGAGCACUGGAAAUCUAGGAAGCGAUUCGUUGCUCUUCGGUAUCAUUUUUCAUCUGUGCGGCCAAGUAGAAAUUUUGAAGCUGGAAUUCAAUAAACUGGCCAAUGAAAAUGAAAGAAUAAUGGAACGUUUUAUCGUAUUAAUCAAGAGGCAUGUUUACUUACUGAACCUGGCCAAGAUGCUGAACGAGACGAUCAGCUCUGUCUUGGUCGUGCAACUAUUCACGAGUUGUAUACUUAUUUGUACAACGGGAUUUCAAUUUAUUCUCGAUCUGAGCGUUGGGAACAUCGUCAUGGCGAUGAAAACAUUUAUAGUAAUGAGCUGUCUGUUGGUUCAAUUGUUUGCAUACAGUUACGUGGGUGAAUAUUUAAAGCGUCAAAUGGAGAGCGUCGGCGACUCUGUGUACUUCUGCAGCUGGUAUCAUAUACCGAAAAAUGUGGCAAAAGGUAUUGUUUUUGUCAUUAUGAAAAGCCAAGAUCCAGUUUCCUUGAAAGCUGGGAAAUUCUUUAUCGUCAAUAUGGAAACGUACAUGAAUAUUCUGAAAACAUCGAUGUCGUAUCUUUCAGUUCUUCGAGUAAUGGUAAAUCCUUGAAAUGUUAAUAUAAUAAAGCAGAAUAAAAUAUUAAAUAUUAUACUUUCAGUGAUUCAA
Messenger RNA from Bombus pyrosoma, 3492 nucleotides. RefSeq lists its product as uncharacterized. Lineage: Eukaryota; Metazoa; Arthropoda; Insecta; Hymenoptera; Apidae. The transcript has 8 exons. Gene Ontology annotation, biological process: detection of chemical stimulus involved in sensory perception of smell; sensory perception of smell. Gene Ontology annotation, cellular component: plasma membrane. The record is from RefSeq and is a predicted model, not a curated record. Bases 1066 to 3435 code for a protein of 789 amino acids. Gene Ontology annotation, molecular function: olfactory receptor activity; odorant binding.